GCCGGUGAUUGGGCGGCUGGCUGCGAGCGCGGAAUAAUGAGAAUCCGUUGAGAGAGGAGGCUGACUAAGAUCAUGGCAGACAGCGAAGAGCAGGAAGACUACAAGAUACAGGGAUUUGAUGCUGACAUCCAGAAUCUUCUGAAAACAGCACUAAAAGAGCCAGGGAGUGUGGACUUAGAAAAGGCUGCCAAUGUGAUUGUAGAUCAGUCACUAAGAGAUUCCACGUUCAGCAGGGAAGCUGGGAGGAUGUGCUAUACCAUUAUCCAGGUGGAGAGCAAGCAGACUGGGUGCACCAUGUUCCGCUCCAGCCUCCUGAACCGGCUUCAAGUGGAGUAUAGGAACCGGAAGGAGACCAGAGCUCGCUCUCUGCAGGAGUGGGUGUGUUACGUUGGCUUCAUGUGCAACGUCUUCGACUAUCUUAGGGUGAAUAACAUGCCGAUGCUGGCUCUGGUUAACCCUGUGUAUGACUGCCUGUUCGAUUUGGUACAGCCUGAUAGUCUGAAAAAGGAAGUGGAGGUUGACUGCCUGGUGUUGCAGUUGCAUCGGGUAGGGGAGCAGCUAGAGAAGAUGAACUGCCAGCGUAUGGAUGAGCUUUUCUCACAACUGAGAGACGGCUUCCUCCUGCAGGGAGGCCUCAGUUCACUGACCCAGCUACUGCUGCUGGAGAUGAUCGAGUACAGGGCAGCCGGCUGGAGUAUGACUGAUGCUGCACAGAAGUAUUACUACAGUGAGGUGUCGGACUGAUACUAUAGACAGUGGCGUUUAUCCUACAUGCACAUUAAAAGCACAAGAUCUUAUAAACCCUAUAGUUGCUGCAGAGCCAUGUUUCAAAGUGAAGUGUUAGAGCAGAAGAGCAUCCCAAAGGCAUACACUUUACUACACCUUUUGAUAAAUCCUAAUUUAUGUAAAAUAUACCCCCAAUAUUUAAUGGCUGGCUGAGCCGUAUUUUGUUUGUGGCCUUCAUCCAACCACAGUUCAGACAGGGUGUGCAGUUGGUCAGAGAAGGACAAAUGGGUGGGGUUCAGCCCAGAGCAUAAACUAAGGGUUUAUAUUGGACAAGCUCAAAAGCAUUCAUGGCUUUUUGGCAAUAAAAUUGGUUUGAGCUGUGUAAUGGAUUUGCUGCACUAGUGUAAAACAUAUAGGGGUUUAUAUUAUUCGAGUUCUUCUGCAAAAGCUUUGAAAACACUUUGAAGGACAAGAAAAAUCCAAAUAGGUUAUUAGUUGUGUGUUAGUAAACAAAGGUUAGUUGUUCCAGGGAUGAUUUGCAUGCCUGUUAGGCAUUAUCUGCGCUGGUAGAGAAAACACCAAUACUAAACCCGUGCAUUUUUUGGGUGGAAAGCCAGGGUGUUUUGGCACAGUACUGCUUUUUCACCAGAUUAGGAAAUUCCACGUGUUACAUGCCUCCAAGGGUAAUUUCACACUUGGUGUACAUGGGAGAGGAACUAAAUGUUUUAAAUCAAUUUCAUAUUGAACGUGAAUUGCCUGGCAACUCUGAGUCUUGAGCCUGUCAUAAUUUUUGAUUAUUAAAGGGGAACUAUUGUGAAAAUGAAAAAUCUUUUCUAAAUACAAUCAAUUCAAAAUUCUGUACUGUUUCUUAAAUGAUCUGUUUCUGUUCACUAUUUCUCUCUCAGCAUCUGUUUCUCUUCAUGUUGUACGGUUUCUGAAAUAAUCAAAUUUAUCUUCACUAUCCCUCUCGCAGCAUCUGUUUCUCUUCAUUGUGUCUUCAUUCAGCAGUUGGGUAUCAAUUGACAGUGACAGACAUCAUGUCUCUCUACCUGCAGGAUUUGUGCAAAAGUCAGUUAUUUUGUUAGAUUUUAAUGUACUGGAAUCAGUUAUUUGAGUGAGCUCUAAUACAUCUGAUAGUAAAGGGAGCCCCCCUAUAAGAUAUAUUAGAUCUAACUGUAAAUGACUGACACCCAACUCCUGCAUGAAGAGAGAAUGUAUGAAGAGAGAAUGAAGAGAAACAGAUACUGAGAGAGGGAUAGUGAAGAUGAACUUGAUUAUUUCAGAAAUGGUGCACAAUUUAAUUGAUUGAGGAAGUUUCUUAUUUCAAUAUGAAGAAGCGUAUAUUAAAUUUACAUUUUCUUAUAGUUCCCCUUUAAGCAUGUACAUCAGCAGGAUAUACUCACAGAAAGGUAAAUGGGGAGAAGGAAGUGAUUUAGAAGACUUGUCCCCUUUCACAGAGGCUACAAAAUGCUUGACAUUGCUUAUAACUGUUCUAGAGUCAGUGAAAAACUAAAUUGUCAGAACUUUAGGAUAGUGCAUCCCGCCAUGUCACAGCAGAUGUAAGGUAUAUGCAUCCAUGGGCUUCCUCUGCCACCGGCUCUCAGGUUUUCUAUUUGCAGCCAUUUCACAUGAGAAGACUUGAAGCAAGCAACACUCACACUAAGACGGGUGCUGUAAAUGGAGAGAGCAGUUGUCACCUACUAAAGCACACCACCACCACCUCUUGUAUCCAUAGGGCAAUACAUAAUAUAUACUCUGCUGGCUAAUUUGAAAAAAAAAAAAA
Messenger RNA from Xenopus laevis (African clawed frog), 2509 nucleotides. RefSeq names its product MIF4G domain containing S homeolog (gene mif4gd.S). Gene Ontology annotation, molecular function: translation activator activity; RNA binding. NCBI's taxonomy places the organism in Eukaryota, Metazoa, Chordata, Amphibia, Anura, Pipidae. Gene Ontology annotation, biological process: regulation of translational initiation; positive regulation of translation. Gene Ontology annotation, cellular component: nucleus; cytoplasm; cytosol. The record is from RefSeq and is marked provisional.